UUCUUUUUUCCAGAUUGUAUCGUUUUUGGUUUUUCUAUUCCAUAUUCUGCAACUUGCAUUCUCAACAUUCUUCAAAAACACUUGAUUAAGAAACAGUAGUUCCAUGCCCAGAAGAAGAUAGAGUAGACUGAGGCGUGCAGUCUGUGAAGGAGCCUUUCACCUAGUCCAGCAUUUCUCUUCGUCUUUUGGAGAAAGCGCAAUACAUAAAAGCAAGGAACUCUCUAAUGGACACCAUAGGACCAGUCACGGAUAUUGUGAAGGAUGUUAUACCUACAAUUAAGAAAUAUGUCAAGUAUCAGAUAUGUCACAAUGAUUAUGUCAAUGAAUUCAAAGAAAUGCAAACACAGCUGAAGCAUCGACGGCAAGACGUUGAAAAAGGACUGCAUGCUCAGCUUAUGCAGACUGGGAAGAUUGCAAAGGAGGAAGUUGAAGCUUGGCUAGAGAAAGCAGACCAAGAAACUGCAGAAAACGUGGCUGAAGAUCUAAUCUGCAAAGGGGGCUGUUUCACAUAUAUUUGCUCCUCAAGAAAGCUCGAUAAAAGGACUCAAUCACUGAUUGAAGGAAUAUUUAAGCAAGGAGAAAAGUACACUAGUGCUGGUGAGAGUUUGGUCGUAGAUACUCCCUCAAUUGAGUAUUGGGCAACUGUAUUUGAAGAAAGGCAAGAGCAGUUGAAGCUCCGACAGGAAGACAUUGAAGCAAAAUUGGAGACUCAACUUAUGCAACCUGGAAAGAUUGCAAGCAUGGAAGUUAAAGAGUGGUUGAAGAAAGUAGGCGAACAAAUUCCCAUAAAGGUUGAAGAUCUAAUCAACCAAGGGGGAUGCUCUUCUCUAUCCAACCUCAGGAGAAAAAUUGAAGAAUUGAAGCAAAUAUUUGAGCAAGGAGAAAAAUAUACUAAUGCUGGUGAGAGUUUGGUCAUAGAUGUUUACUCAAGUGAGCGUGGUGCAACUGUAUUUAAAGAAAUGCAAGAGCAGCUGAAGCUCCGACAGAAAGACAUUGAGGCAAAAUUGGAGACUUCGCUUCUGCAGCCGGGAAAGAUGGCAAGCAAUGAAGUUAAAGACUGGAUGGAGAAAGCAAGCCAACAGAUUGACAUAAAGGUUGAAGAUCUGAUUAGCCAAGGCGAAUGUUCCUCUCCAUCCAACCUUUGGAAAAAAAUUGAAGAAUUGAGGCAAAUACUUGAGCAAGGAAAAGAAUUCACUAAUGCUGGUGUGAGUUUGGUCAUAGAUGAUCACUCAAUCAAAGGAGUUCCACUACUUGUUGAAGAAUGCAGGGGCAUGGAUGAUAUACAAGAUCAAAUUCUGGAAUGGUUGAAGGGAGAUGAGGUUACAAGAAUUGCAGUUUCAGGAAUGGGUGGUGUGGGCAAGACCACAAUUAUGAAGCAAGUCCACAACCAACUAUUGAAAGAAUCCAAAUUGAAAGAAUCCAAAUUUAACAAUGUUAUUUGGGUAAAAGUGUCAAGAGACUUUGACAUUAUUGUCCAGCAAAAAAAAAAGUUUGAUAUUCUCAAGUUUCAGAAAAGGAUUGCAAGUAGCUUGGAAUUAAAACUGGAGCCCGAGGAUCAUGAGAAUGAAACCAAGCUUGCAGGAUUGAUUUCACAAAAGUUGAGGCAAGGCAACUCUCUGCUAAUUCUAGAUGAUGUGUGGCAGCAAUUUUGUGUAGAAGAUGUUGGAAUUCCUACUCUAGAUGGAAAUAAUGGUUGCAAGUUAGUACUCACGACGCGGUUACAAGAUGUUGCUCGUGCGAUGGAGUGUGAGGUGAUCUCUGUGAAUCCUCUUCCACUUGAAGAUGCAUUAGAAUUAUUCUUGGAGAAAGUUGGAAGUGCAGUGUUGUUAGGUGGCAGAAUUAAAGGAGAUAUAGAUCCAUUUUUGAAGAAAAUUUUGCAAAAAUGUGACGGAGUACCCCUUGCUAUUGUGACAGUAGCCAAAACUAUGAGAGGAAAAUUAGAUCCUCGUUCAUGGAAGUGGGCACUUACUAAAUUGAGCAAAUUUGAAGGAAUUAUUGAUCGUUUGAAAUUUAGUUAUGAGUGCUUAGAAUCACAAUGCCAAGAGUGUUUUUUAUACUGUGCAUUAUAUCCUGAAGAUUAUGAAAUCCCAAGGGAGGAGUUAAUUGAGUGUUGGAUUGAAGAGGGGUAUAUAUAUAAAGAAGGGGAAACUAGGGAGGCAAUGAAUUGGGACGGUCAUUGGAUACUUGACAAGCUGGUUGACAACUGCUUGUUGGAAUCGGUUAAAAAUAAAUAUGGAAAGGAUUGCGUGACUAUGCACGAUCUUUUCCGAGAAAUGGCAUUGGAUAUUAGCCCUCAAUUUUUGGUGAAAGCUGGCAUGGCCUUGGAAAAACUACCAAAGGGGCAUGAAUGGAGUGAAGAUCUUUUGAAGGUUUCUUUAAUGAGGAAUCACAUAAUAGAAAUUCCCUCAAGCAUGCUGUCUCCAAAGUGUCCUAUGCUCACAACCUUGCUGUUGUCCAAUAACAAGAUUUCAACAAUUCCAGAAGCUUUUUUUGAGCAUAUGCUUGGGCUCAAGAUUCUUGAUCUUUCCAACAAUCAUGAGCUAAGUAGGCUACCGAGUUCUGUGUCCAAAUUGGAGAAGCUUACUACAUUAUUGCUGAAGGAUUGUAAGUCCUUAAGAGAGGUACCAUCUUUAUCCAACCUUGUAGGCUUAAAAAAGUUGGACCUUUCUAGGACAUCAAUUGAAGAACUACCCCAAGGCCUUAACAUUUUAACAAAUCUAAAAUAUCUUGGUCUUGGUGGAAGAAUACCUGAAACACUUGAUGAACUGCUACAAAAUCUCUCCAAACUUCAGCAUUUAACAAGCAUCUACAGCGGUUCUAGUACUGUUUUUCUACCCAAGUUAGAAAGCUUGACAUUGUCCUCUUUGCCCCAAUUGAAGAGCAUCUAUAGCGGUUCUAGUACUGUUUUGAUUUGUGAUUCCAUCAAGAAGAUUGAAAUUCUAUUAUGCGAAAAUAUAGAGAGUGUUUUUUGGUCAGGGUUCAACCCACUUCUAAAUCUUGAAUAUCUACACCUUGACUAUUUAAAGAAUUUGAAAUGCGUGUUUGAUGAAGAAGGUCUUGGUUUCUCACCACUUGUACCUCCCACAAGCCUUUUCUCUCUUAAAGAAAUUAGGGUUGUUGGGUGUGGUCAAUUAAAGAAGGUAUUCUCAUCUGGAUGGUUGCUCCGCUACUUCCAAUCUGUAGAGACUAUUGAGGUUUCAAAUUGUAAGGAAAUGGAGGAGUUGAUAUCGUCAUCGGCACAUGAAGAAGAAAAUGUCACUCUACCGAAGUUAGAAAGGUUGGAAUUGACCUAUUUACCCCAAUUGAAGAGCAUCUACAAUAGUUCUUUGAUUUGUGAUUCCAUCAAGAAGAUUAAAAUUUGGAAUUGCAAAAAAAUAGAGAGUGUUUUUUGGUUAGGGUUCAACCCACUUCCAAAGCUUGAAUAUGACCUUUAUGAUUUAGAGAAUUUGAAAUGCGUGUUUGAUGAAGAAGGUGUUGGUUUAUCGCCGCUUGUACCUCCCACAAGCUUUUUCUCUCUUAAAGAAAUUAGGGUUAAGUACUGUCAUCAAUUAAAGAAGGUAUUCACAUCUGGAUGGCUGCUCCGCUACUUCCAAUCUCUAGAGACUAUUAAGGUUGAUAUAUGUGGGCAAAUGGAGGAGCUGAUAUCGUCAUCGGCACAUGAAGAAGAAAAAGUCACUCUACCCAAGUUACAAGGCUUGCAUUUGACAAGUUUGCCCUUAUUGAAGACCAUCUAUAGCGGUUCUUUGAUUUGUGAUUCCAUCAAGAAGAUUGAAAUUUUUGGGUGUAAAAAUAUAGAGAGUGUUUUUUGGUUAGGGUUCAACCCACUUCCAAAUCUUGAAUAUCUAGACCUUCGUCAUUUACAGAAUUUGAAAUCUGUGUUUGAUGAAGAAGGUCUUGGUCUAUCGCCACUUGUACCUUCCACAAGCUUUUUCUCUCUUAAAGAAAUUAGGGUUUUGGGGUGUGCGAGAUUAAAGAAGGUAUUCUCAUCUGGAUGGCUGCUCUGCUACUUCCAAUCUAUAGAGACUAUUGAGGUUGUAUUGUGUUCACAAAUGGAGGAGUUGAUAUCAUCAUCGGCACAUGAAGAAGAAAAAGUCACUCUACCCCAGUUACUAAGCUUGAAAUUAAUCGACUUGCCCGCAUUGAAGAGCAUUUGCAGCAACUCCAGUGUGUUGAUUUGUGAUUCCAUCCGAAGUCUGAGGAUUUCAGAGUGUGAGAAGUUGAAGAGGAUUCCUUUGAAUUUUCCCUCGCUUGAUAAUGCCCAAUCAUCUCAUCCUCCUUCCCUCAAAGAAAUUGUGGUAGACACAAAAGAAUGGUGGGAAUCAUUGGAAUGGGACCAUCCCAAUGCAAAAGACAUCCUUUUACCCUUGUGUAAAUUUCAGCAGUGAUAGGGUGCACCGCAAAUCAAUUGGGAUUCGUCUUUGCAACCACAAGAAAGUUGGAGGAAAUCACAUAUGCACUAGUUGCUGUUGCUAUUGGGUUUUCAAUUUAAUAUAAUCUUUGUUUUUCUUUUGCUGUGUGUGUUGUGUGUUUAAUAUGUCCAAUUCUAAAUGGAAAACUAGAAAUGCUUGGUUCUUUAUUAUCUGUGUAAUUUUGUCUUUGAAACUGUGUGCGAAAAAAACUUGAAACUGUAU
Molecule: messenger RNA, 4631 nt
Organism: Rubroshorea leprosula
Lineage: Eukaryota; Viridiplantae; Streptophyta; Magnoliopsida; Malvales; Dipterocarpaceae
Source: the annotation of a GenBank genome assembly